Messenger RNA from Didymodactylos carnosus, 987 nucleotides. The record is from the annotation of a GenBank genome assembly. Lineage: Eukaryota; Metazoa; Rotifera; Eurotatoria; Philodinida; Philodinidae.
AUGAACCCUACGCCUGUUUCCGAACAGCCUAAUGGUGAUGUUCCAACGGAUGCGCCCGAAUCAUGUCCCGGUACAUCAAGUACAAUGGCCGGUCGUACUAGUGCGUGUGCCGGUUGUCCAAAUCAAUCAAUCUGCUCAUCUGGUAUUGCACGGAAACCGGAUCCUGAUUUAAUUACAAUUCAACAACGUUUAUCAUCAAUAAAACAUAAAAUAUUAAUAUUGAGCGGAAAAGGUGGAGUGGGAAAAACAACCGUAUCGGUUAUGAUAGCUCGUGCAUUAGCAGCCCAAAAUCUAAAAGUAUCUUUGUUAGAUGUUGAUAUAUGUGGUCCGAGCAUUCCACGAGCGCUGGGUAUAGAAAACGAACAAGUUCAUCAGUCAUCAAGCGGCUGGUCACCUGUAUACAUUGAUGAAAAUUUUUCAACAAUGUCUGUUGGCUUUUUAUUGGAGAGUUUAGAACAAGCUGUAAUAUGGAAAGGACCGAGAAAAGAUCAAAUGAUCAAACGUUUUCUAUUAGAUGUUGAUUGGGACGAUGAUUUAGAUUAUUUAAUUAUCGAUACACCACCUGGAACAUCUGAUGAGCAUUUAUCAGUUGUCAAUUAUUUGAAACAUACAAAUUUAGAUGGUUGUAUACUUGUAACAACACCACAAGAAAUCGCUCUUCAAGAUGUAAGAAAAGAAAUAUCAUUUUGUAAACAAACCAAUUUAAAUGUAUUGGGAAUCAUUGAAAAUAUGGCCAAAUUUAUUUGUUCAAAAUGUCAUAAAGAAAGUGUCAUAUUUAAACCGGCAACGGGCGGUGCUAAAAAAUUAUGUGAAGAAAAUCAAUUUGAAUUAUUGGAGUCAAUACCAUUAGAUCCAAACAUAGCUCGAUGUUGCGAUGAUGGUUUAGAUUUUUUUCAAGAACAUGAGAAUAGUCAAACAGCAAUAACAUAUAAGAAAUUGGUAAAUCGAAUACGACAAAUCUGUGAAAUUAAAAAUACGUCUAUUUGA